AACCGACCUGUUUUUGCGAUCGAUUACCUUGGUAAUGGCUGGAAGAAUGAAGAAGACAUUGCAACUUCAUGGAAGUUUAUGACCAAACAGAAACAUCAAAUGAUUAAUGGUUUUCGACUUGAGAAUGCAUCCUGGCGCAACUGGGCUAAACAACGACAUAACCUCAAAACGAUCAGUCCAAAGGCAUUGAAUUGGUAU
Molecule: messenger RNA, 198 nt
Organism: Lobosporangium transversale
Lineage: Eukaryota; Fungi; Mortierellomycota; Mortierellomycetes; Mortierellales; Mortierellaceae
Exons: 1
Biological process (GO): protein catabolic process in the vacuole; cellular response to glucose starvation
Source: RefSeq, a predicted model, not a curated record